Molecule: messenger RNA, 3022 nt
Organism: Thamnophis sirtalis
Lineage: Eukaryota; Metazoa; Chordata; Lepidosauria; Squamata; Natricidae
Source: RefSeq, a predicted model, not a curated record
AUGGGAUAUGUGAUGACAGAGGCAAAAGCAGUUGAACAUGCAGUUGAAUAUGUGUCCAAGCCAAACUCCCUCUAUGUUCCUACCAACUCCAGGGAACGUCCUUAUCAGUGUCCCUAUUGUGACAAAGCUUUCAGCAAGAAUGAUGGAUUAAAAAUGCACAUCCGCACCCAUACAAGAGAAAAGCCGUACCAAUGCUCUGAGUGCAACAAGGCUUUCAGUCAGAAACGUGGCCUGGAUGAACACAUGAGGACCCACACAGGAGAGAAGCCAUUCCAAUGUGAUGUUUGCGAUUUGUCAUUCAGCCUCAAGAAAAUGCUGAUCCGGCACAAGCUGACUCACAAUCCCAAUCGGCCCAUGGCUGAAUGCCAGCUAUGCCACAAAAAGUUUACAAGAAAUGACUACCUCAAAGUACACAUGGAAAAUGUCCAUGGGGAAACUGACAGCUAAUUUUGGCUUAAAGGAGAAAGUGUGUAGUGUUUCCAUUGAAUGCUUCUAACUCCAGAGUUCAGUCAGAUGAGUAAAUACAUAAUAUAGAAUGUAUAUUUAAAAAAAAAUUAUAUAGACAAAUCUUUUUUGGGGUUUUCUAUUCAAAGUAAAAGUGUUAUGUGAUCAGUGAUGUGGGAAUGAAAAUAAUUCAUGUCAUGGUGAAUCAAAACAUUAUUUUUAAUUGGAAAGUUUAUUACUAAAAUAUGUUAUAAUCCUGUCAUAAUUACUAUUUUUCUCUCUAUUUCCAUAUAAUAAAACUUUAAUUCAGUUGUAGUUUUUAGCAUGACAUGGUUUUGAAAAGAAGACAGACAACUUGAGGUUAGGACAGAUCUGGUCAAAUUCAUACCUGUUAGAAAAUUUGUUAGCACUGCUCUGUUUGCUCAGCUACUUUCCUAGAAGGGGAAGAUUGUGAUAAACAAAAAUCAGAAACUGUGUUUAUAGAUGCCCCAUUUGAAGCACCUGUAAACCAUUAUCUCUUUGGCCACUUAGUAUUCAUGCCAAAGAUUAAAAUUACAAGAUUGAUCAUGAUCAACCAGACUGAGAUACAGUAUCUCCAGGGUUGGCUGCUGGUUUUUUUGUUCAUGCUUUAGUGUGUUUAAGGGAACCAGGACACAGGACACAGAUUUCAGUUAUUUGUCCUGAUUCUGGUAUAAAAUCACUGGAAAACCCUAAACUAGUUUUUCUCAAUUUGGCACUCAAACUUGUGUGAUUAAAGUAGGUAAUGUUCUUGGCUAUGAAUGCUGGGAAUUAUAGCCUAAUACAUCAGAAAAUUCAGAUUAAGAAUGAUUUUUCUAAAACAUUUCCUCAUUAGAAUUAUUCCUGUUCAGCAAGGCUUUUUAAAUGUCCUGGACUGAUUGACUCUGCAGACAUUUCAGAAGUAUAAAAAACUAGAGCUGUUAUAUAAAAUUUGAAAUUUUCAAAUUUUCAAAAUUUUACUUUGGGCAUUCAGUGCAAAUGUACUAUUUGUGUGAAAUUCUUUAGAGCAGAAACAUAUAUUUCAGGAAAGGGAUAGAUAUACAAUCCUGGAAAAAGAUGCAGCUGCUUUAAAUAGUUGAAGACAACAUUUGUGCCACCAAACACUGUGAAGCACUUUUUUUGGUACUGUUGCUGAAGCAUUGCGUAGCUCUGAUAGAGAACAUAUUGUAUUCUGUGCAUUUGUUAAACUGGUUUCACAAUGCAGGAAAUUCUUAAGCUUAAUAAAUUAAAAUUGUGACUAGGAUUUUAUUCAACUAGUCAGCAUGAUUUUUCAAGCAACACUUGCUAUUACUUAAAAUAUGUUAAUGAACUCAGAAUUUAUAUCAAAAUUAGAAUCUAUUUCAAACAUCUCUCUCUUAUCAUAGCAUUCCUAGGGAGACUUACAAUCUUCACUGUUUGAAUGUGAUUGGAAUUACAGCAUUGGUUGCUCCUGGAAAAGGCAAAUCAGAAGCAGUCCUAAGAAUGAUCUGUUGCUAAAGUGUUUAAAGGUGUUAAAAUACAGCAUUAGUACUAACAAUAUUUGUAAAUGUUAAACAAAAUGAAAAGUUAAUCUCAGAAUAAUAUAGAAUUAUAUUGCUAGGAUUUUUUUUAGCCUAAAGGAAUUUGUGCAGUUUUAAAUAAGGCUUUUGAAAUAAAUCUCUCAUACCUGUAAAAAAAACCACCUACUAUUAAGAAGAUUAAAAGUGAGUUAAGAAUAAUUUGUUAACUUUAUUACUUUUUCAGCAAGCAGCUUCUCUUAAUUAUUAGAGUAAUUCCUUGAAUACUCAUCUGUGGAUAAGAAUGUAGAGUUUGCAUGAAAAGCUGAUUCAUGACUGAAAAUAAAAGGUACCAACUAUAUUCUCUAAAGCAGGAGUGUCAAAAUCAUGGCCCGUGGUCUGGAUGCGUCAUAUGCUGGCCACGGCAAUGCCUGUUUUUUUUUUUAGGGGGGUGGAAGUCAUGAUAUGUCACAUGGCAAUUCUGUGAUGACGUGAGUUUGACACCCCUGCUCUAAAGAAAACCUGUUUUUGGAAAAUUAAAUUCUUUAAGUAAUACACAAUAUAACCCAUGUGCUUUCUUCCGUAUGUAUAUUUUAUGUCUUAACAGCCCCUGUGUCUGGCUAUAGCAAAUCUUAGAUUUAAUUCCAUACCAAAAAAAAUCUGUAUUAACAUCCACAUUUAAUCUGAUACAGGAUAAACAUUUCCCCCCAUACUUGUUCUGAAACAUUUCGCUCUCUCUGACUCUGAAUAAUUAUUUCAGAAUGGAGCUGCUACUCCAAACUGCCUCCUGCAACACAGAUAUUAAAUCAUUUCUUAAAGGCUUACUUCAAAACCUAAUCUGAAAUACCCCAAAGUAGUGAAAUACAGCAAUUUGCCCACAAAUUCUGAUGCAUAUCUUCUAAUUCCUAUAAACGUUUCCAGAACUGGACUAUAAUGAAAACUGAACAAUUCUCUAUUUAAUCUCCAUAAUAAUCAUUAGAUGCAUUGGUUGUAGCAUUAAGUCUCAUUUUGCUGUUGUUAUUGUUGUAAUUGGUAAUUUGCUUUCCAUAAAUGGGCAUUGAUGUGUCAUCUAGGCUGUCUGAGUA